Nezara viridula (southern green stink bug) is the source of this 516-nucleotide messenger RNA. NCBI's taxonomy places the organism in Eukaryota, Metazoa, Arthropoda, Insecta, Hemiptera, Pentatomidae. The record is from the annotation of a GenBank genome assembly.
ACUGCUCUCUCAACUAGCCUUAACCCAGUCGGCCAUUCGAACGUUGCACGUCUCAAGAUGUCUAAGCGAGGACGUGGUGGUUCCGCGGGAGCCAAAUUCAGAAUUUCUCUUGGUUUACCUGUGGGUGCAGUUAUAAACUGUGCCGACAAUACAGGUGCCAAGAAUCUGUAUGUUAUUGCAGUCCAAGGCAUCAAAGGUAGGCUUAAUCGUUUGCCUGCUGCAGGGUCUGGUGAUAUGAUAGUUGCCACAGUGAAAAAAGGAAAACCAGAACUCAGGAAAAAGGUAAUGCCUGCGGUGGUGAUUCGGCAGAGGAAACCAUUUAGAAGGAAGGAUGGUGUUUUUAUAUAUUUUGAAGAUAAUGCUGGGGUUAUAGUUAACAACAAAGGGGAGAUGAAAGGUAGUGCUAUAACAGGUCCAGUUGCAAAGGAAUGUGCUGAUCUUUGGCCAAGGAUAGCAUCCAACGCUAGCAGCAUUGCAUAAUUUUCUUUGUAUAUUUUAAAAUAUAAACUUUUUUCC